UGUGUAGUGCGUAGGCUGUGUAUCGUGAGUGACAUGAUGAAGAGCAGACAUCGUAAUAGUCCUUCCUCUUCGUCAUUCCACAGUGGGAUCAGCAGACCCGACAGCAAACUCAGCCCCAAGGCCUUAUACGAACGACGGAAGAAAUAUUCCAACUCCAACAUGAUCAUGCAGGAAACUUCACAAUAUCAUGUACAGCAUCUCUCCACAUUUAUGAUGGAUAAAUCUGAGUCGAUUGCCACUGUGGAUGAUGCCAUUAAGAAGCUGGUCCUGUUGGACUCCAAGGAUAAAAUCUGGACACAGGAUGUGCUGCUGCAGGUUAGCGACACGGCUAUCAAACUGCUGGACUGUGAGGAUAAGGAGGAACUGGAGAACUUCCCUCUCUCUACAGUGCACCACUGUCAGACGGUGCUGAAUCAGACACGCUACCUCUCUGUGCUUUUACUCGUCUGUCAGGACCAGGACCAGCACAGACCCGACAUACACUUCUUCCACUGCGAUGAGGUGGAGGCCGAGAUGAUCCACGCUGACAUUGACAGUGCUCUGGGAGACAAAAAACAUGGAAAGAAGAUGAGACCACAGACCCUAAAAAUGAAUCAGGAGAAGAUUAAGAGGCAUCGGGAGACCAUCAUCCCCCCAUCUGAGUCUAAACCUCCUGCCCCACAAGUCAAAAGCCGCGUGGCCGCCAAGGCUGUGGCAGACAUGGAUAGACGUGGUUUUCCCCAACAAGAAGGAGAGUCCCAGGAGAAACUGGCUCAGCGCAUUGAGAAGGACGUGCAAAUCCUGAACUGUGCUCUGGAUGACAUUGAGAUUUUUGUGGCGCGGCUGCAGAAGGCAGCAGAGGCCUUCGCUCAACUCAACCAACGAAACAAGAGCAGGAAGAGCAAGAAGAAAGGACCAGCUGAGGGCAUGUUGACUCUCAGGGCCAAGCCGCCCUCAGAGGCGGAGUUUGUUGACACUCUUCAGAAAAUGAAGUUGGCCUUUAAUCUACUGGCCAAACUGAAGAAACACAUACAGAAUCCCAACGCUGCAGAACUUGUCCACUUUCUGUUUGGACCUCUAGAGAUGAUCUUGCAGAGCUAUGGGAGUCCAGACCUGGCACGUUCGGUCAUCUCUCCUCAUCUGUCCACUGAUGCAGUGGAGUUCCUGAGAAGCCAUCUCACCCCUAAGGAGAUGACCAUCUUUGAGCUACUGGGAGACAGAUGGACCAAACCCAGAGCCGAGUGGCCUCGGGAUCAGUGCGCCCCUCUCUACGUCCCUAAGUUCCGGAAUGGCUGGGAAGUUCCAGUGGAAGUGUUCCGCAUGUCGCCGUGGGAGACAGAGACGGCCGGACCACCCACGUCACCGGUCCAUGCAGACCCCAGGAAACCAGACUUCUAUGGGUCCCAGACCUCACUGUCAUCAAACGGGUCCUAUGGUACUCCUUCCUCUCCACGCAGAUAUGCCAAGGUCUGCUACAGCUUUGUGGCACGCAAUGCCAAUGAGCUCUCAGUGCUCCAGGACGAAGUGCUCGAGGUGCUUGAGGAUGAUAAGCAGUGGUGGAAGUUGAGGAAUCGCAGUGGACAGACAGGGUUCGUUCCCUCUAACGUACUGGACGUGGUCAAACCAGAAGACUUCCAUGGUCAGUACAGGGGCACAUCUCCGUCGGGGUCUUUGGGGCGGGGCAGUGGCUAUGACAUGCCCAGGCAUUCGCGGGAGAAUGAGUUCCGCAGUAGGCAGAUGGAUGAGGUGAAUCAUGAGUUGCUGGAAAAGAUUACCAACAGUAAGAAUCAGCCUCCACACAGAAAUUUCCGUGUGGAGCGCCCUGCCAACUCUGUCCCCCUGACCUUCGAGUCCACACCUGAGCAGGUCACCACCUGGCUCAACUCCAAAAGGUUCUCCAAAGGCACUGUCCAGUGUUUGGGCAUUCUGACUGGAGCCCAGCUCUUUUCUCUGAAUAAGGAGGAGCUGAAGGCUGUGUGUGGAGAGGAAGGUUCCAGAGUCUACAGCCUGACCGCUGUCCAGAAGGCUGAGCUGGAGAAGAGCCGAGGAGACACUGAACUAGAGGAGAUCAUGAAAAGAAGGCAAGAGAGAGUGGAUUCUUCCUCCCGCUGAGCACGCUCGCCCUGACUGUCAAUCAACAUUGCAGCCUGGCAACUGUAGCCAACGGCAACAGUAACCAUAACGAAUGAAGAGGGAUGAUGUAAUUUCUGCAACUCAAGCCAUUCUUCUGUCGCUUUCUGUCAUCAACCAAUUUUAAACAAAUCUACAAGUCAGCAGCAACAUAUACAAAAAAUAUAUUGUUAUAUACAUUUUGUAAUUGUAUAUUUAUUAUGUUGUUUUUUUUUUAUUGUACGUGUAAACAUCGUUGUUAAUUUUCCACACCAAUUCUUUCCAUAUCUUAGCUUUUUCUGGCCACGUCUUUCAGUGCUCAUAAAUGUAUAGGACUAUUUACUGGUGAACGUGUGCCCGACGAAGGUGGUCAUGAAAUGAAAAUAUGAAAUGUCAAAAAAACCAAAACAAAAACAAACAAGCAAAAAAAAAACCAAACGUAUAUGUCCUGCAGCUAAUAGUUAUUUUUCCACCUGCAAUGGGAAUGCAUCACAAAUGACAUGAGUUUAUUACAUUGACAUCACCUUGCCUGCAAUAAAUACAUUUCUCUCCGCGUUAGUCAAUAAAAUAAACUUGGGAACACAA
Messenger RNA from Chanos chanos (milkfish), 2673 nucleotides. RefSeq names its product EPS8 signaling adaptor L2 (gene eps8l2). The coding region runs from base 34 to 2091 and encodes 685 amino acids. Gene Ontology annotation, cellular component: ruffle membrane; plasma membrane; vesicle. Gene Ontology annotation, molecular function: actin binding. Gene Ontology annotation, biological process: regulation of Rho protein signal transduction; Rho protein signal transduction; positive regulation of ruffle assembly. The record is from RefSeq and is a predicted model, not a curated record. The transcript has 19 exons. Lineage: Eukaryota; Metazoa; Chordata; Actinopteri; Gonorynchiformes; Chanidae.